Cotesia congregata is the source of this 1389-nucleotide messenger RNA. NCBI's taxonomy places the organism in Eukaryota, Metazoa, Arthropoda, Insecta, Hymenoptera, Braconidae. The record is from the annotation of a GenBank genome assembly.
AUGGAAGAAGAAGAAGAUACACGUACAAGUAUUAGCAGCAGCGAGGACGAGGACGAGGACGAUGUAUUCGGUAGACCAUCAGCGCUGCACUACUUAAAACAGCCGGGGGUUAUGCUGACGUCCCUGGGGCAAGGCGACGGAGGCGCGAGUCUUGAGGCUCACCAGUACGCGAGUCCCGGCGCCCCGAAUAUGUCGAGCGUGUUACCGGACAUUGUCCAGCAGAACGGCAAGUCCUCAAAGGGUGGUGCUAACAGUGAUCUGCGGUUGUUCAAGUGCUUAACGUGCGGAAAAGACUUUAAACAGAAAUCGACGUUGCUGCAACAUGAGAGGAUUCAUACGGACAAUGUGAGUCCGCAUCUGAUCUUCAAGAAUGGUAUGACUCCAACACUGUGGCCUCAGGACGUACCAUUCCCUCCAGAGGAAGGCAAAGAGGAGGUCGCCUCGACUUUCGGGGACACGGACACCCAGUCGGGGGCAUUCAGUCCAUCACCAGACGGUAAUUCCAUCCAGUACCCAGCCUACUUCAAGGACCCAAAGGGUGGGAACCACGCAGUCUUCGGAGCCGGAGGACCUGGGAGCUUCGGGGCCCUCCAGUACAUUAAGCAGCAGGGCGGCGGGGGAGGAGGAGGAGGAGGAGGAAACAGCGGUCCCAACGGGAGCAAAUCCUGCUUACCAGACGUUAUUCAGCACGGGAGAUCAGCGGGUAUGCCUCUCUACGUUAGGUGUCCAAUUUGUCAGAAGGAGUUCAAACAGAAGAGUACCCUUUUGCAGCACGGCUGCAUCCACAUAGAGUCAAGGCCGUAUCCAUGUCCAGAGUGCGGCAAGAGAUUUCGUCAGCAGUCCCACUUGACGCAGCAUCUUCGCAUUCACACCAACGAAAAGCCAUACGGAUGUGUCUACUGCGGGCGGAACUUCCGCCAGAGGACCAUUCUCAAUCAGCACUUGCGCAUUCACACGGGGGAAAAACCCUACAAGUGCCAGCAGUGCGGCAAGGAUUUUCGUCAAAAGGCCAUCUUGGAUCAGCACACACGCACACAUCAGGGGGACCGGCCCUUCUGCUGUCCCAUGCCCAACUGUCGGAGGCGCUUCGCGACAGAGCCAGAAGUAAAGAAGCACAUCGACAAUCACAUGAAUCCUCACGCGAGUAAAGUAAGGAGGAAUUCCAGCAGCGACGGCAAACCUUCCGGCACUCCAACCGCCCUUGGACCAGUACCAGUGCCACGGGGGCUCACACCUACAGUUGUUAAGCCUGAGCUGUACUUUCCCCAGUGCUACGCACCCGCAUUCAAUCAUCAACCACCAGUAUCAUCGUCGCAGUUCCCUGGUCAGACCAACGGAGUCGCCGUUACUGGAGAAUUCAAACCACCGUCGGCACUUCCACCACAGUGA